Pteropus alecto (black flying fox) is the source of this 1373-nucleotide messenger RNA. RefSeq names its product ATPase Na+/K+ transporting subunit beta 3 (gene ATP1B3). The transcript has 7 exons. Gene Ontology annotation, molecular function: ATPase activator activity. The coding region runs from base 22 to 861 and encodes 279 amino acids. Gene Ontology annotation, cellular component: sodium:potassium-exchanging ATPase complex. The record is from RefSeq and is a predicted model, not a curated record. Gene Ontology annotation, biological process: intracellular sodium ion homeostasis; intracellular potassium ion homeostasis; sodium ion export across plasma membrane. Lineage: Eukaryota; Metazoa; Chordata; Mammalia; Chiroptera; Pteropodidae.
CUCGCCGUCGGCGCACACACCAUGAGGAAGAAAGACAAGAAGUCCUUCAACCAGAGCCUGGCCGAGUGGAAGCUCUUCAUCUACAACCCGAACACCGGAGAGUUCCUGGGGCGCACCGCCAAGAGCUGGGGUUUGAUCUUGCUCUUCUACCAAGUCUUUUAUGGGUUCCUGGCUGCACUCUUCACAUUCACAAUGUGGGCUAUGCUUCAGACUCUGAACGAUGAGGUUCCAAAAUAUCGUGACCAGAUUUCUAGUCCAGGACUUACGGUUUUUCCAAAACCAGUGACUGCAUUGGAAUAUUCAUUCAGUAUAUCUAAUCCAGAGUCCUAUAAAGGGUACAUUGAAGACCUUAAGAGGUUUCUAAAGCCAUAUGAUUCAGAAGAACAGAAGAAUCUCACAGUCUGUCACAGUGGACAACUUUUUGAACAGAAGGGUCCAAUUUAUGUUGCAUGUCAGUUUCCUAUUGACUUACUUCAAGCUUGCAGUGGUGUGAAUGAUCCUGAGUUUGGCUACUCUAAAGGACACCCUUGUAUUCUUGUGAAAAUGAACAGAAUAAUUGGAUUAAGGCCUCUAGGUGAACCAAGGAUACAGUGCACUGGUGCUGUAAAGGGUGGAAAUAUAACUCUAUCAACUUAUCCUCCCAAUGGAAGUAUAGACUUAAAAUAUUUUCCAUAUUAUGGGAAAAAACUGCAUGUGAGGUAUCUACAGCCAUUAGUUGCUGUCCAGAUCGGCAUUGGUGCUAGUCCCACAAAAGAAAUAACAGUUGAGUGCAAGAUUGAAGGGUCACCCAACCUAAAAAACCAUGAUGAUCGUGACAAGUUUUUAGGACGAGUUGUGUUUAAAAUCACAAUGCAUGCAUAGUAGGAGUUAGGAUAUCCAGGAUAUCUCCACAGAGUAAAUGUUGUGUUGUCUGUCUUCAUUUUGUAUCAGCUGGACCUGACAUUCUAGAAUUAUGAGACCACCUUAGAGAAAGGUGGGGUGGUACAUGACACUAGGGUAACAUCAUAAUGUGCUUCCAGAUCACAGUGUUCAAUGUCCUCUGAAGUAACUGCCUGUUGCCUCUGCUGCCUUUUGGAACCAUUGUACAGUCGCCAGACAGGGACCAUGAACACCUGAUUCUGAACAUGUAGAAUGGGGGUCUUGUCCUUUUUUUAUGUGGUUUAAUUGCCAAGUGUCUAAGGCUUAAUGUGCUGUGCUGUGUAAAUAUUUUAUAGAUUUAACACUGGUUAACUGUCAUAUUUUGAUGCCAGCAAAGUUUUAGGGAUGAAAUGGUACCUGACCAACGAAAUGACUUUAUAGCUGAAAAAAAUGUGGUAUGUGGAGGUUCUGUAUGUGAGGAGGAAAAAAGAAAAUAAACAUGGAUUUGAAAGGUC